AGAAAAAAAUAGAUAGCAGAAAAGCUUAAGUCACUCUAAGAAAGAGAAGAGAGAUAGAGAGAGCUUUUUCAAUUCCAAGUCAAACACAAAUAAAAGGCACCACCUUUCCCUUGGACCCCUUUGUAAUAACAAAUCAAGAACCUCUUCCAAUGGAUCCGCCGCCUCUCCCACCACUUCCGGCCACGGCCGCUGCCGCCACGGCCGCCACGCAACUCGGCUACUCCGAUUCACUGGACUCCUCCCCCCGAUCCCGAAAAGCCGACUCUUCUUGGGACGCCGAGCCUCUCCCUCAGGUCCCCGGCGCCAAGCUCCGCCUCAUGUGCAGCUACGGCGGCCACAUCCUCCCCCGCCCGCACGACAAGUCGCUCUGCUACGUCGGCGGCGAGACUCGCAUUGUCGUCGCCGACCGCCACUCCUCCCUCUCCGACCUCUGCUCCCGCCUCUCCCGUACUCUCCUCAACGGCCGUCCUUUCUCUCUCAAGUACCAGCUCCCGACGGAGGAACUCGACUCCCUCAUCUCCGUCACCACCGACGAGGAUCUCGACAACAUGGUGGAGGAGUACGACCGCACCUCCUCCUCCGCCUCGCCGUUGAAGCCGUCGUCGCGGCUCCGCCUCUUUCUCUUCUUCGGCAAACCGGAGACGGCGGCGUCCAUGGGGGCCUUGCUCGACGACGCCAAGUCCGAGUCGUGGUUCGUCGACGCGCUCAACGGCUCGGGUCUGAUGCCGCGAAACCUCUCCGACUCGGCGGCCACCAUGGACUGCUUGUUGACCGGCGGGAGUGAUUCUUGCAACGACCUGGAGGCGGCGGCGAGUCAAGGCGACUUCUUUGGGGAUCAUAACAGUGGAAAACCUAGUGCGGUGGUUCAAGAAGUGCAUUCGAUUUCGGAAUCGGCGUUUGUGGAGAGCAAUACGUCGUCGUCUGGGUCGUCUUCUUCGUCGCCUUGCUUGUCGAAUUUGCCGCCAAUUAGGGUUAGAAUGGACGGAAAUGUGGCCGGAGUAGUGCAGGGUCAGAAGCCGGCUGGGAUUGAGGAGCAGUUUGCUCAGACAAGCUUUGCUGCUGCACCAACAAUGGUGGCUGCUGCUGGUUCUGGAGCUUUGAGUACUAAUCCUAUGGCUGUGAACUCAGGAGGAGGUGAAACUAUGAACAGGAUCAACUCGGAGGAUGAUAUUUCGGGUCAGAAUGUGCCUGUAGGGUUUCGAAAGCCGCCUUUGCCGAUGCCAUUGCAGCCGCAGCAUUUUAAGCAGGGUGGUGGAGGUGGAGGUUAUAGCUUGCCUUCACCGGAUUCGGUUGCAAGUGAUAGUAGCAUUGCGUCUGCAAACUCUCUGUCGAAACCAAUGUACUAUCAAGAGCAAGUUCAAGUUGCAGCUAGAGAUGGCAGAGCUCCUGUUAGCCCGAAUACAACAAGUGAUGCUUCGGAUCAGGGUUCCCGAAACCAAGCUCAGGAUUCAGGGUACAGUGUGCCUCCGCAAUUAGAUCAACAACAGCAAAAUCAGCUUCAGCAACAACAGCAGCAGCAACAACAACUGCUACAGCAGCAGCAGCAGCAACAGCAACAACAGCUCCAACAGCAGCAUCUCCAGCAGCAGCAACAGCAGCAGCAACAAUUUGUCCAUGCAAGCACUCAAUAUAUGAAUAUCCAGCACCCUGCUACUGGUCAAGUGCCAGUGUCACCGUACUACACAAUGUAUGCUCCACCAUCGCAGCAGCAACAGCUUCAUCACCAAAUUGAUCAUCAGCAGCAAUAUCCAGUCUAUUUGAUGCCUGUUGCACAGUCGCAACAACCAUACAAAAUGGCUCUGCAGUCUACAAUAGCUGAUCCAGCUGGUGUUGCCUCGACGACCCGCAUUACAUCCCAAAACCCUGCUGCUUACAAGGACGGUAUCCCACCCAUUUAUCCCCCAAAGACAGCUUCACCUGCUAUGCCUGAAAUGACUCAAAGUGUUUACCAGACCUCUGUGACACCAACUCCUCAAUUAGUCCAAAUCCCUUCCAACCAUUAUCAGCAGCAAUUUGUUGGUUACUCUCAAAUGCAUCAUCCUUCUCAGUCCAUUGCUGUUCCUUCCUCUGCGACAGCACCCAACUAUGCUUACGAAUAUGCCAAUCCUUCACAUGAACAAGUAUACUACACCCAGCAUCAAGCAGCCCCAUUGCCUUCCCAAUAUCAAUCCAUGACUCCAGCAGCCGCCGCCGCAGCAGUAGCAAUGUCAGAUGAAUCAAAGCAGGUAGCCGCAUACUCAGCAGCAGAUCAAAGCCACACACAAUCAUAACUUGUUAGGCAAGAAAUCAAAACAAAAAAAGUGGUUGGUUAAAGUUGGAUGUUCAUUUUACCUUAAUUACAUAUGCACUCUUCUUGAUGGUUAUUAUAUAUAGACUUUGCUAAUUGCUCAUAUGCAUAGGAUUUUAUAAUAAAGAACAGAUUUUCUUUUUCUGUC
Rosa rugosa (rugosa rose) is the source of this 2435-nucleotide messenger RNA. RefSeq lists its product as uncharacterized. The transcript is spliced from 2 exons. Lineage: Eukaryota; Viridiplantae; Streptophyta; Magnoliopsida; Rosales; Rosaceae. Gene Ontology annotation, molecular function: protein binding. The record is from RefSeq and is a predicted model, not a curated record. The coding region runs from base 150 to 2270 and encodes 706 amino acids.